Messenger RNA from Trachymyrmex cornetzi, 464 nucleotides. RefSeq names its product fatty acid synthase-like. Lineage: Eukaryota; Metazoa; Arthropoda; Insecta; Hymenoptera; Formicidae. The record is from RefSeq and is a predicted model, not a curated record. The coding region runs from base 99 to 449 and encodes 116 amino acids. The transcript is spliced from 2 exons.
AUUCUGCAAAUUGGUUUGUACCGAAAGAAUAUCAAGAGUUUAUAAAAUCAAGAGGGAGAUACGUCAACAUUUUACUUGACGAUGAGGAAUAUGAAUAUAUGAGCGGUCAUGUAAUUGAUGGAAAAAAUUUGCUAUCUGCGACAAGCUAUUUGGGAUUCGUUUGGAAAACUAUUGGCAUGAUAAAAGGGGUAAUGUACACAACGGUACCGAUAGUUUUCCGAGAUGUAAAAUUUAUUCGUGCUACUUAUUUGUCGAAAAAUGAUGCUGUGGAACUAUAUAUUGUAAUACAGACAGAUGGAAAGUUUGAAAUAACCGAAGGAGACAGCAUUGUUGUAACGGGUACAGUAUACGAGACAUUAAAUCCAGAACAAGAAAUGGUUCCGACAGAUCUAUUAUCGGAGAAUAGUGAUGAAGAUGAAAAUAUGCACGAGAUGUCUACAAAGAAUUAAAAUUGCGUGGAUACC